Molecule: messenger RNA, 267 nt
Organism: Symbiodinium natans
Lineage: Eukaryota; Dinophyceae; Suessiales; Symbiodiniaceae
Source: the annotation of a GenBank genome assembly
AUGCUCGCUGAGCACACGCUCAAGGCUCUGGGGGAGGAUGCCCCAGACUGCGCGGCUCGCAUCAUCGACGCCGUGGCGAAGACAUGCCGGCAGGUCUCGGAGACUCCGGAGCUCAUGCGUGCAGCGUUCACAGACCCUUUGGAGGAGCUGAGGAAGGCAGGACAGGAGCCCCACAUGCAGCUGGCCAGCCGCGCGGAGUACUCGGUCGAGGGAAAGCAGCUGAUGAGCGGCUACGCCACCUUCAAUGGCGAGGUGAGCCUGUUGUAG